Messenger RNA from Macrobrachium nipponense, 672 nucleotides. RefSeq names its product biogenesis of lysosome-related organelles complex 1 subunit 5-like (gene Muted). Lineage: Eukaryota; Metazoa; Arthropoda; Malacostraca; Decapoda; Palaemonidae. The transcript has 6 exons. The coding region runs from base 214 to 672 and encodes 152 amino acids. The record is from RefSeq and is a predicted model, not a curated record. Gene Ontology annotation, cellular component: BLOC-1 complex; transport vesicle.
CUGUUGCAAAACUAUUGCGUAAGAUCGUCUUCGUGUGAUAUCUAUUAAUAAGCACGCACUACCCAUAGUGCAAUAUCCCAGUCGUCUGUUUCGUGUGAUCUCGAAGACAUCAACGCUGUUUUUGCAGUUUUAAGUUACGUUUUCGAGAAACGAAGUCAAUCUCUACCAUCCGGAUGAAGAUGACGCUCUCACAAGACGUCGAUGUAAACAAACAUGGCAGCGGCAGCCAAAGAUGUGAAUGAAGUAUUUUCAAGAUUGUUUGACCAUCGGCCAUUUUUACGUGGUGAAAUUGAUUAUUUUAAGAAGGAAUUUGAGGAAAAACGAGGAGACAGAGAAGUUGAACAACUUUUUCGGUCUUUAGAGCUCAUAACUGAAAUCAAGGAAGGACAAAUUGAGAAAAUUGUGGGAUCAUCAGAUGACAAUCUUCCAAGAACCAUUGCAGAUAUCCAAGUAGCUCUGCAUAUGUGUGAAGAUACUCUUGCCACUGAUAAACAAUUUAAUACUGAGGAACUUUUAGCCAAGAAAAGAGCUGAUCGCAGUGCCCGGCUUGGAGCUGUACAGCGGGAUGUGGAUGAAAAGCUGAAAUUACUUGAUGACACUUAUAAAGAGAAGGAAAAGGCAAUGAGGUUGCAGUUUGAGCAACUAGAGAAAAAUGCUGGUUAUGGGAAAUGA